This is a messenger RNA of Selaginella moellendorffii, 1826 nucleotides long. RefSeq lists its product as uncharacterized. The annotation marks the transcript as partial. The transcript is spliced from 8 exons. The record is from RefSeq and is a predicted model, not a curated record. Lineage: Eukaryota; Viridiplantae; Streptophyta; Lycopodiopsida; Selaginellales; Selaginellaceae.
GUGAGCGAGAGCGAUAUUGGCUCUGCUCAAUCGCAUGACGCUGCUGCAUCGCACGAAAAAUUUGCGAUGGGAAAGGAUCGAUGGAGUCGCAGCAGAGGCAUGAGAUUGAGCCGUGCCAAUAUCACUGGUGUUUUUCGCUUUCUCGCGGCUACAGUUGUAGAGCACUCUAUCGGCCAUGAGCACGCCGCCGUCAAGGCGCUCCAGUGGCUUCUCUCCGCAGAGCAUUGUCACAACGCUAGACAGAAGUUUGAGCCCCACGCUUAUCACUCUCUCCACUUGUUCUUCGUCAAAACUUGGCCCAGGCCUGCGAUGGGAUCGCUCCAGCUUUCUCAAGGAGGAAAAAAGUUUUUUUCGAUCACUCACCCAUUCCAGAAGGCUCAGGAUUCCAAAGCUGAAAACAUCUGCUUUGUCCGUCAAGAGGCACUCCGGUGCCAUAUAUCCCCUGCAAAAACAAAGUUUCGCCCAAAGUCCGCAAUCUUUGCCUCGAACCGUUUGUCCGAAAGUACCUUCCCGGCUUUGAUGUCUCUGUGGAUGAUUUUUCUCUGGGAAUCCUGGUGCAGGAAAGGCAAGGUUCUCCUGGAUCAGCCGGUACGUAAGUGGAGCAUUGUCAAAAGCUUUCAAGAGAUGGGCUUGGCCCUUACCAAACAGGACUUUGGCCAGGCUGUUGUUCUCCAGGAGCUCGAACACCAGCAGCCUUUAGAUUCCUCGGUGCCGUAUAGCUUGACCAGGUUCCGGUGCUGGACACUGCUUACAAGCCGGACCUCGUUGAGGAACUCGUGUUUUCCUUUUCGCAACUCCGUGGUAGGUCUUUUGAUGUCUAUCUUUCUACCGUCUUGCAGAAUUCCCUGAUUAAAGAUCUUCUCGAUCAUACAAAACUUUUCCCAAGAUGGUUGCUCCCUGAUGAAUGCUCGUCCUUGUCCAACAAAUUAUAGAAAACGAGCUUCGAGGAUUUAAGUAUCGGUGCUUGAUCCUCAGGCAGCAGAAUAUCAUAAUUCCCAGCGAAACAGUCCCACCCGUGGCGACGCCGAGCACCAUCUUGAGAAUCGUCUUCCUGCUGCCUCUGGAUCCGGAUUCACGACUGAAGCUGCUGUAGAACAGGAAGGUGUCGAAACGAGCAUAGCAGGUCUGGAAGAGGAUGAAACCACUGGCACUGUGAGGACACCUCUCGGUGCAAGUUCUUCGUCGCGACGGCCAUGCAAGUGUUACACUGCUCGGCGCUCAUGUCCCGUCGACACUCGCGCAGCCCGAAGACUCGCGACUUGCCGUCUCCAGAAGUGACAGUGGUGGAAGAUCCAUGGCUAGACAACACCACCAUCGCGGAGUUUACAUUCUGGCCAUUAUACAAUAGUCUCGUCCAGGACGGAGAAGAAAGGAUGGUUAUCGUAGAUGAGGUAGCAGCCGUAGAGGAGGAUCCGAGCUUCAAAGCUUCCGGGGCUGGCGGCCUGGGCUGCGUCUUGGUCACAGGAAUCUCGGGACAGGUCCUGGCGGCACUGGAGGACUCCGUAAGCUGUGAGUUUGCCAUCGCGGCUGGGAGCGGAGCUCCGGAAGUGACCGGUGAGGGGGGCAGAAAUGCGAGAAGAUCGUCGAGAGCGGUGGAGUAAGAGAGAAGAAGUGGUGGUGCUCUGGAGUACUUCUCUCGGCCACAGUUCCAGCACGAGGACUCGAUCAGUGUGGCAAGCGUUUGAUGGUGGUGGGAGAAGAUGAAGCUUGUGAGGAGGAGCAUGGUGUGGAGGAGCGUCAUCUCAUUGCGUGAGUAAAUUGAUAUCGUUGACAAAAGGAAAAGAUUUUUAGGUUCUUCGUUAAAUAAAGAUUUUACUCUUCGCUCA